AUGGCCCUCUCUGCCUACUUCCUUCUCUGCUUGUCUGUCCUUGGACUAGACGCCAUCUACGGCUUUGGAUUCCGCAAUGGCUUCCUCGAGCUCAUGGCCAACAGCUACCGAGAGCGAAAGCUAUCCGGCACGGCAGAGCCCUUGCAAGGCAACAUCACCGGAACCGGAUUGGACGAGUUGUUGGGAAACCUGAUUGUCUUCUACUGGCCCGUGCUAGAUGGCAAUCAUCCCGGUCUCAGCCUCCAGGCGUUUCAUUUCUUGGGUGCAAUAGUGGCCGUGUGGGUGGCGAUCCAGGUCCAAAGCUGGAGAUCACCGAACCGCAACAGCCUGCUGCGAUCUCCAACCCUUUUCGCCAUGCUAUCCCAGGUCGUGGCCAUCGCUGUCAUCGUACCCCUCUGGUGCGCGAUCUCCAUCUGGUCGUCGUCGUCACCACGCCCAAUUACCCGCGCUGUCUCGGCCUCAGCAGCUCAUUCCAUACGCCUCAUUCCAAUUAGCAUGGUUCUGGGCUUUGGAAUCCCCACUAUCGGCAUGCUCCUUCCGGAAAGCACACACCAGAACUUGUUCAGCAAACAGAUCGCCAUUGCAGUAUGGCAGAUCUGGCCAAUCUAUGUAGCGCUGUGGCACUGGGGUUUGCGGGUCUUAUUCAGAUCGAGACUGAAGGAGGGUAUCUCCGUGAGAACAGCAUGCCGGACGGCAUGUUCCUUUGCGUUUGUAUGCGCGAUUAUCCCACAUGCGGUUAGCUGGGGGCUCUCACUGACACUGAUUCCUACAAACCUCUUGGCCGAUGUAUUGCCUUGGCAGUUUGCUGGUGGCGGCACUGUUCAGGUUCAAUCCAUGGCCCAAGGAGGGCUUUGGUUCCUACAGUGGGAUCAUCUCAUUGGAAUGGGGAGUUUUCUCCUCUGGGCAAUGCAUAUGCGGUGGACAGUGGAGCAGCAGUCGUCAUUCCUACAGACUUGCUAUCUAGCGCUGAAAGUUGGAGUUCUUUGUCUGAUCUCAGGUCCCUGCGGUGCUGCCGUUUGGUUGCUGUGGGAGGAAUCUCAAUUUUGA
Messenger RNA from Aspergillus terreus NIH2624, 1047 nucleotides. RefSeq lists its product as uncharacterized. The record is from RefSeq and is a predicted model, not a curated record. Lineage: Eukaryota; Fungi; Ascomycota; Eurotiomycetes; Eurotiales; Aspergillaceae. The transcript is spliced from 2 exons. The coding region runs from base 1 to 1047 and encodes 348 amino acids.